Molecule: messenger RNA, 1925 nt
Organism: Anthonomus grandis grandis
Lineage: Eukaryota; Metazoa; Arthropoda; Insecta; Coleoptera; Curculionidae
Gene: fuss
Product: SKI family transcriptional corepressor 1 homolog-B
Exons: 5
Coding region: 1-1449 (482 amino acids)
Biological process (GO): negative regulation of BMP signaling pathway; negative regulation of transcription by RNA polymerase II
Cellular component (GO): transcription regulator complex; nucleus
Molecular function (GO): DNA-binding transcription factor activity, RNA polymerase II-specific; RNA polymerase II cis-regulatory region sequence-specific DNA binding; SMAD binding
Source: RefSeq, a predicted model, not a curated record
AUGCCUCAUGCGCCUGUUCGAGAGGGAAGACCUCGUAUUGAUUAUGUUGAUCAAGUUUUAGAAGAAAUUGAAAAUGAUCCGACUACUUCGGCACGAGCAAUCGAAAGAAGAACAGGGAUACCGAAAUCGUUUCAGGUGUCAACAGUUGUUCUUUAUGGCGUCCCAAUUGUUUCAUUAGUAAUUGAAAAUCAGGAACGGUUAUGCCUGGCACAAAUUUCAAACACGCUAUUAAAACAGUUUAGUUACAAUGAAAUCCAUAAUAGAAGAGUUGCUUUAGGUAUAACAUGUGUUCAAUGUACGCCAGUGCAACUAGAAAUUCUUCGACGAGCUGGUGCAAUGCCAGUGUCUUCCAGAAGAUGCGGAAUGAUAACCCGUAGAGAAGCUGAACGGCUAUGCAAAAGUUUCCUUGGCGAUAAUGCUCCACCUCGUCUUCCAGAAGACUUUGCAUUUUCAGUACAUCACGAAUGCGCAUGGGGCUGUAGAGGAUCAUUUCUUCCUUCUCGAUAUAAUUCAUCAAGAGCAAAGUGCAUAAAAUGUUCCAUCUGUGGUUUGUUCUUCUCACCUAAUAAGUUUAUUUUUCAUUCUCAUCGAUUAAGUGCAAAUGAUAAAUACGUUCAGCCAGAUGCAGCUAAUUUUAAUUCCUGGAGAAGACACAUGAAGUUAAGUGGUAAUCCUCAUGAAGAAAUUAUUCAUGCUUGGGAGGACGUUAAGGCUAUGUUUAAUGGUGGAACAAGAAAAAGAUUGUUGUCAUCUUCUGUGGUUUCUACCCAUACGUCAAAGCAAAAUAAAGUUGAGCCGCAUAUUCAACCAAUAGUCCCAUCACCUAGAAUUGCACAUUGUCAGGACUUUCCACUUCCUAUAUCAAGAGUUGCUUUGGAUUUGAUGUGCCAUAAACCAUUAAGUUUUUCUUCUUAUUCAUCCCUGCCAUGGCUGAAGAAAAAUCCAGUCCUGUUUCCACCUGGAAAUACUUUUUUCUCAAUUGAUAAAAGCUACCAGUCAGCAUUCAAACCUGUUCAGCCUUUCGCAGAGGAUACGGAGCAUAGCACACAGAGAUCUGAUGACAGUGAUAAUGAAGUUGAUAUUGAAACUACGGAUGAUAAUAUGGGAACACCAACAAAGUGGGAGUUAAAGGAUGAAAAGGGCUUUGAGUCUCCAACCAGUCCUACCACGUCACUGUUAUCGCAAAGUGGGGACGAAGUUCCGACCUCUACAAAGCUGUGGAGUUUUACAAAAUUGCAAUUUGACGGAAUAGAAAGAUCAACAUUUCUAUCUAGACCAGAUCUUCACAGGCGGUUUAUAAUUGAAUCAUCAGAAGAAAAUGAAGCCCUACGAAGUCCAGUGAAUAUGAUCCUAUCAAACAAGCCUAGUUUAGAUUGUAGUGCAUGUUCAACUUCAACGCAUGGUGGAUCUGUCUUUAGUUCUACCGAAGAAGGAAAUAAAGUUAUGUAGUUCUACCGAAACUAUAAUUUUGUAGCCCCAUUUGUAAAUGUUAAGGUUGUUAAAUUAUUUAGUGGGCAUUAUAAAGUGAUUACUCUUCAGUGGUUGUGGUAGGUUGUGGUAAUAAAGCUUGAGAAAAUAGGGUAGAAUUUUCGGUUUUGCAAGUUGACAAACAUAUUUUCGUCUUAUAAAUCAAGAGUAAUAAAUUAAUAUUUUAAUACUUACCCCUUAUGAAACGAAAGAAAUAGACCCAUAUAUUCGUUAGUUGUAGCAAACAAAAUUUAGGUUGAUGCGGCUUUACUAUAUAGGGUUGCCACUCUAUAAAUAAUAGCAACAUUUGUUUUUGUGGCGAUGAAACAUUUAGCACCUAGUCUAUAAAUAGCAGUCUAGUCAAUCUGUCGAAAUAUUCUGUAUAAAAUUAUUUAUCAAUAUUAUAUUUAAAUGUAAUUUCAUAUAAUCUAAUUAUUAUUAAACGUUGUUUUUUACUA